This is a messenger RNA of Racocetra fulgida, 385 nucleotides long. Lineage: Eukaryota; Fungi; Glomeromycota; Glomeromycetes; Diversisporales; Gigasporaceae. The record is from the annotation of a GenBank genome assembly.
AUGACAAAAACUACUCCUGAAUCACCUUAUGAACAUUUAAUAAAAUUUUUACGGGAAAACAUAAAGUAUCUUUACAGAGAACUAAGGAGAUUGGAGCAGUGCAUGGAACGCGACCCAACCAAUGAAGAAAGCUUCAAACAAAGAAUCGGCGAGUUCCAAAAUCUUGUAAAGGAACGAAAGUGUGUUUUAGAUGAACUUAUCGCUUAUAGAACGAAGUUCGAUAAGUAUGCAUUCACGUUAGAGGCGACGCAACAAAUAAUUAAUGAUUUAAAAAAACAAAAUGAACAAAUGACCACCGAAAAUGAGAAGUUAAAAGAAGAAAAUAAGAAGUUAAAAGAAGAAAACUCCAAACUAAAAAUGGAACUCGAAGCAUUAAAGAAUCAAG